Molecule: messenger RNA, 2029 nt
Organism: Stereum hirsutum FP-91666 SS1
Lineage: Eukaryota; Fungi; Basidiomycota; Agaricomycetes; Russulales; Stereaceae
Product: MFS amino acid permease
Exons: 16
Coding region: 1-1857 (618 amino acids)
Biological process (GO): transmembrane transport
Cellular component (GO): membrane
Molecular function (GO): transmembrane transporter activity
Source: RefSeq, a predicted model, not a curated record
AUGGCUGAGAAAUCGGUACCCCCUUCCCCUUCGGUCGCAGCCCAGGACAUCGCGGCCGAAGAUCCCAAGAGCGGCAAACGGCAACAUGGGGCCUGGAAGGCUGGAGAAGAGCAUGUCCUGCCCCACAACAACCUUAAGAUCGUCUUCCCCGGCCUGAUGCUCACCGUUUUCCUGUCUGCGAUGGACCAAACCAUCGUAGCCACGGCUUUGCCCACUAUUGUAGACAAGUUGGGUGGUGGCUCUCAAUACUCAUGGGUUGGAAGUGCUUACCUUCUGGCUGCUGCAUCAUUAGCUCCGCUGUACGGAAAAUUAUCGGAUCUCAUCGGCCGAAAACCUAUCUUAUACUCUUCAAUAGUCAUUUUCCUUAUUGGUUCUGCUCUAUGUGGCGCUGCACAAAAUAUGGUCUGGCUCAUUGUCUGUCGAGCCAUUCAAGGAAUUGGCGGUGGAGGUAUGAUCCAACUCGUACAAAUCACGAUCUCGGAUAUAGUUUCUCUACAAGAACGUGGAAAAUAUGGUGGUUUGUUAGGAGCUACAUGGGGAAUCGCAAGUGUCGUUGGGCCACUCAUUGGCGGCGCAUUGACUGACCAUGUAUCGUGGAGAUGGUGUUUCUGGAUUAACCUGCCCACCGGCGGUGUUGCGGCCCUUUUGCUGUUUUUCUUCUUGCACUUGAACCCGCACAAGGGGAAGACCUUAAACGAGCAUGUACAGGAGUUUGACUUCAUUGGCCUUUUCUUCAUGGUCGGUGGUGUUGUCUGCCUGCUUAUUGGGUUCAACAGCGGUGAAACAAAUUGGGGUAGUGCAGAGACCAUAGCGUUGUUGGCGGUCGGAGGGACCCUUAUAGUGCUCGCUUGUGUGAACGAAGGUUUUACUAAACGUUCUCCAAUUAUUCCACCGCGGUUAUUCAGGACGAGGACUACGGCUAUCAUCCUGAUUAGUACCUUCCUUCACGCCAUAGCGUUCUUUGGUGGUGCAUACUAUUUGCCCCUAUACUACCAGGUUCUUGGAGCAUCUGCUACUGGCGCAGGUGUUAGAAUGAUACCCUACUCGUUUGGGGGCGCAAUAUUCUCUGCCUCUUCUGGUGUUUUGGUCAGUCGCAUUGGAAGGUAUAGGCCCAUCAUGUGGUUUGCGUGGUCUAUCAUGACUGUGGGAUGGGGUUUGAUGAUUAUGCUGGAUGAUCAAUCGUCGAAUGCGGUCAAAGAAAUCUACCCUCUGAUUGCAGCCCUAGGGAUAGGGUGUCUCUUCCAAACUCCGCUCAUUGCUCUUCAAGCUGCCAUGCCGCUGAAAGACAUGGCCACCUCGACUGGUACCUUCGGCUUCCUCCGGACUCUCGGUGGAACCAUAGGUGUGGCUAUUGGCCAGGCUAUCUACUCCAGUUUCUUGCAGAAAAACAUUGCCAAGAUCCCAAACCUCGAUUUCGACACCUCUCCAUCGGCGCUCGCAGAUAGUGUAAACCAACUGAAGAACAUCGCAGAUCCUACUCAACGCCAAGCGGUCAUACAUGUCUACGCGAAGGCGAUCAGCAAGAUCUGGCUCGUGAACUGCCCCCUCGCCGGUGUUGGCUUGAUCAUGGUGCUCUUCGUCCGGCAUUACACUCUCAAGCGGAAUACUGUCCAGCAGGUCUCUAAGAAAGACAUUGAAGCAGCUGCAGGUGACGUACCGGUAGGAGGCGAAGACGUCGACCAUGAAAAACGAAUACCGAAAGAGAGCGGUGAAGCUACGAGAGAAGGGACGUUGAAGGGUGCGCCGACGGGCACGGACGAGGACGUGAAGGAGAAAAUAGCGGAGGAGCCUUCGUCUGCGGCUCCUGCUAGGACUGCUGCGACGGCCACUCAGCCACGAGGAGACGAUAUGGUAUGAUUUUUAGGAUCUGUCUGCGUAUGGCUUGGUGUUUGCUUGAUUUUGUGGGAGUGUGCAUAGAGGUUCGGAUGUAGCACCGUGAUAGACACGACUCCGAGACGACCCUCACGAACAGUACUAUCUGUGUAUCGCGUUACUGCAAUGUCAACACAAUUAAUGGAUUCGUUUUUUU